Messenger RNA from Paramecium primaurelia, 637 nucleotides. NCBI's taxonomy places the organism in Eukaryota, Ciliophora, Oligohymenophorea, Peniculida, Parameciidae. The record is from the annotation of a GenBank genome assembly.
AUGGGUAAUUGUGAGACUUCCAACACAGUUAUAGGUGAUCCAUAAUUUUAAUAAAUUGGAAGUUAAGCACAAGCAAGAAACUUUAGCUCUACUUACAAAAGUGAAUACAUUGAAGUACAUGGCAAUCUAGCUGUUGUAGAAGAACAAGAAGAAGGAGGCUUAGUUCUUUUGGAUGAAUAAGCAAAGGAAUAAGACUUAUUAAAAGUGAAGAUAUGUUGUGACACAUUAUAAACAGUAAAAAUUUAUUAGAUAUUCUAGAGUAUAGGAAUUGGUAUAGUUGAUUUCGAUAUUAUAAAAGAAACAGAUUUUUCUGGAAAUUGUAAUUAUGGAUUAGAUCAUGGAAUGUGGAUUGUUUAUUCUGAUAAAUGUAAAUUACUUAUUUAAUAAUUUAGUGGUUGCUGCCUCUAAUGAUGAAGAUCUUGAUAAGAAAUCUUUAGGUAUUGAAGUAUAAAAGGGGGAAAUUAUUGAAUGUCUUAGAAAUGGAAAUGUAUUCUCAAUUAGAAAAGCUGGAGAGAAUAAUAAAGCAAUAACCUUCAAAUUACCUCCUAAUAGAAAUUAUAGAUUUGCUGCAUAUUUAUUCAGUGGUUGGGAUAGUAAAGAAGCAAAAGUAUCAGAAGCUAGAAUUGAAACAUUAUGA